This is a messenger RNA of Truncatella angustata, 828 nucleotides long. Its product is annotated as DNA-directed RNA polymerase III, subunit Rpc31. The record is from RefSeq and is a predicted model, not a curated record. The coding region runs from base 1 to 828 and encodes 275 amino acids. Gene Ontology annotation, cellular component: RNA polymerase III complex. Gene Ontology annotation, biological process: transcription by RNA polymerase III. NCBI's taxonomy places the organism in Eukaryota, Fungi, Ascomycota, Sordariomycetes, Amphisphaeriales, Sporocadaceae. The transcript has a single exon.
AUGGCAUCACGAGGCGGAGGUAGAGGCGGAGGGAGAGGCGGCCGAGGUGGUGCUCGAGGCGGCAAAGGAGGAGCGUCCGGCCUUCCGUGGGACUACGACCCGACCACAGUCUCGAACCAACCCCAGGAGACCUAUCCAAAGACCUACCGACCUCCCCUGGCCGCCAGCUUUCCUCUCACCCCCUCCGAGAGCCGGUCCGUGCGAUACUUCGUCAAGUUCCGUCGCGACUUCCACAACUCACCUCUCUACACACAUAAGCACCUCGCCACCGAGGCUGUCGGCGCCAGUAUAUCCGAUCCCAUCGCCAAGACCUACGGCCAGGAGCAGGUCAACGAGCGCUAUGGCAUCAACAGCCGGGCCACCAUCGACCCUUUCACCGCUGUGCCCAUGUUCACCCACCAGUUCGUCUCCGAAACCCGCCCCAUGCCCUAUCUGAGAGGACGUGACUGGAAUCACGACCUGUUCCCCGAGGAACUAUGGCCAACAUUGGACGGCAAGGACGGUGGGCCCGCCAAGGACGCCUUGGCCAAAGCGACCAAGCGCAAGUCCGUGGCUGCCGACAACCUUCCCGAUGACGAGGAUGACGACGGUAUGCGCAAGCGGCCAGAGACCGACGAGGAGCGUAGACGCCGUAUAGAGGAAGCGGCCAUGGGCGGGGAGAACGAGGAUGCAGCCGAUGAAGAGGAAGACGAGGAGGGUGAGUUGGAGGACCCAGACGACGACUUCGAGGAAGACGAGGAUGGUGGAGAUUACGACGCCGAGCAGUACUUUGAAAAUGGCGACGACGACGAAGGAGACGACGGGGGUGGCGACGGUGGUGAAUACUAG